GGUUUCCUCUUCCGCUGCUGCCGCUUUAUCGACCACAGAUAAUCGAUAGUGAUCAGCAGCAUCGAUGCGGCGCGGCUGCAGGCUGCAGGUGUUCGCAGGUGUUCGCGGGGAUUUCACUCGUUCGUCAGAUCUGCGCGGUGAGAGAACAGGACCCCGGGUCCUGGUCCGUCCCCCGGGUCCUGGUCCGCCCCCCUUCUGUCUGUGCGAAGUGAAAGUGAAGCCGCUUCGCUCCUCAGCGGGAACGUCGGCAGUCUGAAGCUGAUCAGAGGGUCAAACUCGAGCUGGUCCAGGUGGAAACGGUCGUUUCAGGUGUUCGGAAGCUGUAAAACGGUCCUCAGUCGCCCUCCUGCAGACUCAUGGCAGCAGCAGACACGAAGCUGGGAGGAUCGAAGGAGUCCAGUUUGCAGUCUGAGGAGUCUGUGAGGUCUGAGGAGUCCAGGCUAUGGUCAGAGGAGUCCAGGAUGAGGUCUACAGGCCCCGUGGGGUCCUGGGAGUCGGAACUGACGUCCAUCCAGCACUCCCUGAAGUUUGUGUCGACGCUGAAGGAGGAGUUUGUUUGUCCCGUCUGCAGAGGAGUCGUGCUCAACCCUCAGCAGAACUCCUGUGGACACAUCUACUGCUUCCGCUGUCUCCAAGGACUGCUGGACAGCUCCUCACCGGCCGGUCCAGUGUGUCCAGUGGACGGAGCUGUGAUCAAAGCAGCCGAGGUUUUCCAGGACAACUGCUGCAAACGAGAAAUCUCCAAUUUAGAAGUGUACUGCACCAACUUCCCAGCAUGCACCUCUGUGGUCACAUUACAGCAUCUGCAGGAGCACCUGAGGUCGUGUCAGUAUGAGCAGCUGCAGUGCUGCAAUCCAGGCUGCAGGGUGGUGCUACAGAGGAGAUAUCUGCAGGAACACCUGACCAACACCUGUCCUCACCGCACGGAGCCCUGCCCGCACUGCCAGCAGCCGCACCGGCUCAGCCUCAUCCAGGAUCAUGUGCAGAACUCCUGUCCAGAGGUGGAGGUGGACUGUCCCAACAGCUGCUCCCAGAAGGUUCCCAGACACAAGCUGACGGAGCACCAGGAGUCGUGUCCGGAGGUUCACACCGACUGUUUGUAUAAGAGGUUCGGCUGCUGCGUGCAGGGUAAGAGGGGGAAAGUAAAGCUGCAUGAAGACGCUGCUGUCAGCCAUCACAUGCUGCUCGUCCUGAGCAGCAACACUCACCUGGAACAACAGGUGGAGGUUCUCCAGGAGGAGGCGCUGCUGAGGCAGCAGGAGGUCCAGACGGACAGUUUAGUUUUCGCCGGUUUGCAGAAGGAAAUCAGACUCCUGCUGCAGCAAAACAGCAGCCACGAACACCUCGUCUCCACGGCUCAGAGGACUCUGAGCAGGCAGGAGGACAUCCUGUCCACCAUCCAACUGGAAGUCGGGCAGGUGUCUCGGGGUCUCGGCCCCGGCCUGGAGGAGCUGGAGCAGCUGAGGAAGUCUCUGGAUUCUGUGAUCGAGGAAGUGUCAGCAACCGAGGCCCUCAAGAAACACCUGGGAGCUUUGGAGGAGAAUCUGAAGCACCAGUCGGGUCUCCUGGACCUUCACGCCGGUCAGCUCAGUCGUAACAAGCAGCACCUGCAGGAGCUCGAGGCCACGUCCUACGACGGCAAACUCAUCUGGAAGAUCAAGGACUUCAGGGACAGGAGGAAAGCCGAGGUCAGAGGUCAGCCGCCUUGUCUGAGCAGCGUGCCGUUCCACACUGGCCGUUGCGGCUACAAAAUGGCCGCCAAGGUCUACCUGAACGGGGACGGGGAGGGAAGAGGGACUCACCUGUCCCUGUAUGUUGUCCUGAUGCCGGGAGACUUCGAUGCUCUGCUGCCGUGGCCCUUCAGACAGACCGUGUCUCUGUCUGUACUGGAUCAAAGCGGUGCCGGCAACCACCAGAGCCUCAGCUUCAGACCCGAUCCGGCGUCCAAAAGCUUCCAACGACCCGGCGCAGAGUCCGUCAGCAACGUCGCUGUCGGGUUUUCAUGCUUCAUUCCCCUCAACAGGCUGGAAACUCCCCAGAACGCCGUGUACGUCAACGACGACACGCUGUUUGUCAAAGUGAAGGUGGACAUGGUCGGUUUAGAGUGGCUGUGAGAGUUCGUCUGCACAUCAACAUGCGUGGACGAUUCUGUUUUACAAGGUCGCCAUCUGGUGGUCAUUUCAGGAAGUACAACAACACAGACUGAUAGUUUCACUGUGGUCGAUGUAUUUUUUACCAAAACAUCAUCAAAAAACUGAAAAGAAGUAAAACAAAAAUCUCCUCUUGGUGACUUUAAAGGGGAAAGUUUGGCACUUUCUUUCUCUCUGAGAGUCACAUGUUCAGGUUGAUCCCACUCUGAUGUGAUUUUUACCAAAGUACUGAACAUUUCCUUUAAGCUUCAGGAUCAUCUCAGGGAUCAUUUGAUGCGCUCUGACUCACAGAUACCGACUGUGGUUGCUAAUAAUUAUUUCAUGCCCAUUAUCUUAAGAUGGUUAAUGACCUGAUUAUAACUGUGGGGGCUCAGAUCAAGUGAUUUGAGUCUGAUUCAAGAUUCAGUGAUUCGGUUAUUUAUGGAUGUGAUGAUUAUCUUUAUCUCAAGUUAACAAUUAAGUCUAUGGAGGAAACAUUUGCACUGAAAACAUUGUUUGUUAUUUAAAGGGGAUGAUGAACAAACAAGCUGCUGAAGUCCA
Chelmon rostratus (copperband butterflyfish) is the source of this 2690-nucleotide messenger RNA. It is a transcript of the gene traf5, whose product is annotated as Tnf receptor-associated factor 5. The transcript is spliced from 11 exons. The record is from RefSeq and is a predicted model, not a curated record. NCBI's taxonomy places the organism in Eukaryota, Metazoa, Chordata, Actinopteri, Chaetodontiformes, Chaetodontidae. Gene Ontology annotation, cellular component: plasma membrane signaling receptor complex. Gene Ontology annotation, molecular function: thioesterase binding; zinc ion binding. Gene Ontology annotation, biological process: regulation of canonical NF-kappaB signal transduction; positive regulation of JNK cascade; regulation of apoptotic process. Bases 357 to 2114 code for a protein of 585 amino acids.